Hirsutella rhossiliensis is the source of this 699-nucleotide messenger RNA. RefSeq lists its product as uncharacterized. Bases 1 to 699 code for a protein of 232 amino acids. NCBI's taxonomy places the organism in Eukaryota, Fungi, Ascomycota, Sordariomycetes, Hypocreales, Ophiocordycipitaceae. The transcript has a single exon. The record is from RefSeq and is a predicted model, not a curated record.
AUGCGUUUCUCAGCCAUCCUGGCCACCAGCUUGAUGGGCCUCGCUCUUGCGUCCCCGGCCCCUACGCCACGUGAUGAGAGUGGCCUGGUAUCUGGGUCACCGGGAAGCCCUUCCCAGACACCGGCCGACUCUGGUGCCCAGCCUACUUCAUCAUUGAACUCCGAUUUACCGACGCCGAGGUCAGGCAACGCCGAGGAAGAUGAUCCUUGCCCUUCUGAGCUAGAGGCCUGGAAGCAGUGCUGGGAUGAGAUCAUCGUGCAGAGCGAAGAGAGCAAUCCGGCAGACGGAAACGAAGAGAACAUGCCGACAGAAGAACCCCAAAAGACCAACAAAAACCUCCGACGGGCACGCAGAGGACUCUGCGAUGGCGUCGAGGAUCCUACCCAAUGCUUCAAACUCUUGCCUAGUUGCUUGUUCCCGAACAAGGGUCUCGAUGGGACACGUAACUGUAUCGACGAAAAGCUCCAAGCGGCCAAGGGGAACAACCUGCGACGGGCGGCGCGUGGCUCAAAGCUGAACUGUGACGCCUUUAACGGCGACUUUGGGAAGUGUAGACGGGAAUGGCACGGCUGCCUGUUCCCCAACAAGGGUCUCAGAGAGGCCGAGAAUUGUCUCCAGGCGGGAGGAAAAGCAGCCUAUAAGGCGUUGAAGAAGUCAGCCCAGACUUCGAAAUCGAUCGAUCGAAAUUUCCGAGCCUGA